Lotus japonicus is the source of this 449-nucleotide messenger RNA. RefSeq names its product protein RADIALIS-like 1. The transcript has a single exon. Bases 152 to 409 code for a protein of 85 amino acids. Gene Ontology annotation, molecular function: DNA-binding transcription factor activity. NCBI's taxonomy places the organism in Eukaryota, Viridiplantae, Streptophyta, Magnoliopsida, Fabales, Fabaceae. The record is from RefSeq and is a predicted model, not a curated record.
CUCAUUCCUCAACCCAUUUAUAACAACAACUUCCCACAUCAUUUUCUUGCUCAACCUACCUUCCAAGUAAAACCCCCUCUCUUCUCCACAUUUUCUUCCUUAGCUUAAACUCCUACUUAGGUUCUCACCAUUCAACAAGUUCAUCUUACUUAUGGCCUCAAGCUCCAUGAGCAAACAAAAGGCUUGUGAUUCUUCUACUUGGAGUCCAAAACAGAACAAGUUGUUUGAGAGAGCACUUGCAAAAUAUGACGAGGACACCCCUGAGCGGUGGCAAAAUGUGUCCAAAGCAGUUGGUGGCAAAUCAGUGGAGGAAGUCAAGAGACACUAUGAGAGACUCUUGGAGGAUCUCAAACACAUUGAGUCUGGCCAUGUUCCCUUUCCCACCUACAAAUCCACAACAAGUGGCUAGCAUCCAUGAAGAAGAGAACAAAUUCUGCUUCCUAACUAAA